Molecule: messenger RNA, 2191 nt
Organism: Ectocarpus sp. CCAP 1310/34
Lineage: Eukaryota; Phaeophyceae; Ectocarpales; Ectocarpaceae
Source: the annotation of a GenBank genome assembly
AUGGACGGCACGUCCUUCAUGGCGGCCACGAAACACAGACUACGUUGGCUGCGACCGGUCGGGUGCGAGUUCCUCUCCAGGAAGAAAGCAAGCAUUCCGGAGGGCAACCGCCUCAAACGCCCAAGAGCCAGCGCCGGCGCCGGCGUCAGCGGUGGUGGCCGUGGCGAGGAAGGCAUGCCAAAGGGCCGAGCGGGAGCCAGCCGCCUCCAGGGUAACACCGGCACAGGUGGGAACGCCAGAGUGUGCCCGACCAACGAGGACGACGACGAUGACAAUGCUAUUGCUGUCAGCCCGAUCGUUGUGGGACCGGAGUCACCGCCGAGCCAGGCGGGGGAAAAAGACCGAGGUGACGAUCUCGAUGGAGAAGGAGGGGACGCGUGCAUCGGCGGCGAAGAAGAUGACGGGCGUGAAAGCGAUGAUCACGGCAGCGAUGGACAGUUUUCGGUGGAUAUGGACAUAGUGGAUGAUGUCACCAACGACGAGGGUUUCGAGCUGGGCGAGAUGGAGAUUCUUCUGGCGGCGGUAAAGGCUCGACAGACGCUUGCCGCUAAAGCUGCCAGCCUUGGACGGCUUUUGGCACGCAGAGCCCUUCCGACCUCAUUCACCGACACCAGGGAUGCCCACAUGCUUCUGAUGAGCCGCGCGCGCAGCGCUGGAAGAGAAAAAGCCAUGCGCAAGUUCGAAAACCUGCUGACCGUCGAGACAGGCGACUUGUUCGCGGCGGCAACUCAUCAUCACGAGUAGCAGCAACAACGUGUCUUGUACUUUCGCUAGCACUAAAACAUGUUUGAAUCAUGUGCAUUCGAGAAUUUGUCGUACUUGCCCAGCACCAUGUGGUUUCGAGUGUCUCGACGUGUGUCCGCUGUAGUAACCGAGUAAUGAUGGUCACAGUCUUCUAUUUAGUGGGGGAACAACGAUAUUGCAAAUCGCUGGACACGGCUUCAACACAGGUUUCGCAGUUGUCAACCACUACACAUAAGCAACUCUUUUUUUGUGUUGGUUGUGCCGACUGCACGCGCCCCCCUCCCAAAAAUCGCUUCGUUCGACAUCAAAUAAUGUUUCAAAGAAAAAAAACUAUUCCUUCCAGAUCCGGUUCCUCUAAGGCGGUCUCUAGACUAGAGAUCUCACAGAAUGGUACAAAAAUGUGAAUGACUGAUCACUUUUUUUUAUUUUUUUCUUAAUAUGACACAACGAGUCCAUCUCUAUCAUAGAAAAGAGUCAGAGACAGAUUAACAAUGGAAUCAUAGCGUCAGAGGAAACUACCUGUGUGUCUACGAUUUCCCAGACAGCAUAUAGGGACAUCUCCCCUGUAGGUAACAGGCUCAACAAAUCAGUUUGGCAGCUGUCUUGUGUGUCUCAUAUAUGUUAUGUUGGGAAGGUGCAGACGAAACGUGUUGGGUACUGUUGGGUAGUCGGGCGUUUUGUGUGUCGCACCCUAUUAGUUGUAGUACAUGCAAUCUCCAUCAGUUUACAAACAUAUUCUCAGUUUGGUAUGCAUAUGUGCGGAGUAUGUGCGGCUGAUGUGCCAUCUCUAUCAUAGAAAAGAGUCAGAGACAGAUUAACAAUGGAAUCAUAGGGUCAGAGAAAACUACCUGUAUGUCUACGAUUUCCUAGACAGCAUAUAGGGACAACUCUCGGGUGACAGGCUCAAAAGAUCAGUUUGGUAGCUGUCUUGUGUGUCUCAUAUAUGUUAUGUUGUGGAAUUUCAUGUUAAAUGUGAGAAGGGCACGGGAGAACAUUUCUCAUCAUUGCCUCCUGAUGACGUGGUCGCCGAUAGAGGCGUGUGGUUGAUGAGGUUUCAUAACCGACAUGUGGGUGUGUGUUAAAUGCAGUGGGUGUGUUCACCUCUCUCGUCCGUGUGUAGGCAGGAGGUAUGGUUACCUCUCCCAUUUGUAGGCAGCGUGGACCAUACUUGUAACUAUAGACAGAGUUCAUCAUUUCAUGCAUGUUACAUCAUUUGUGUUUGACAAGGGAGGAAUGAGAGGUUGUGCGUAUGGGUACGGGGGUACUCCCUGUGUCCGUGUUGUUCCCAGAUGUUGCCGCAUCAAGUGGCAGCAUGUGUCAUGGACAGGUAGACGUGGAAGGACGGCGACAGGUGAACGGCAGCAGUAGUAUGUUGUGCAUGGUGGCAUGUUGGGCUUGUGCAGAGGCGCAGUCCAUCUUCGACCACACACAAAAAAGUUUGCUCGUA